GGAUCCUUUUCACUUGCAGUUUCCAUUUGUUAAGAUGGAGCAAGAAAUGGAAAAGAGAAAUGUAGUCAGAAUUGAAGAAAAUGAAGAGAAAUGGGUGCAUGAUGCAUCUGUGGAUUAUAAAGGCAGAGUUCCUCUCCGUGCUUCCACUGGUGUAUGGAAAGCCUCCCUCUUUGUCCUCACAAUUGAACUUAGUGAAAGAGUAAGCUACUUUGGGAUAGCCACUAAUCUUAUCUCGUACCUGACUAAAGUGAUGCAUGAAGACCUUCAAACAGCGGCCAAGAGUGUAAACUACUGGUCAGGAACAACAACCCUGAUGCCUCUUGUUGGGGGAUUUAUUGCUGAUGCCUACACUGGCAGAUUUUAUAUGAUACUGUUUUCUUCAUUUGUAUACCUCAUGGGAUUAAGCCUGCUGACUAUGUCUCAAUUCAUCCCAAGUUUAAAACCAUGCAACAAUGGGGUAUGCCAUCGGCCAAGGAAGGUUCAUGAAGUGGUUUUCUUCCUUGCCCUUUACUGCAUCUCCUUUGGUACUGGAGGAUACAAACCAUGCUUGGAAAGUUUUGGAGCUGAUCAAUUUGAUGAUGAUCACUUGGAAGAAAGGAAGAAGAAAAUGUCUUUUUUUAAUUGGUGGAAUUUCGCUAUGUGCUUUGCAUUGCUGCUUGGUGCAACAGUGGUUGUUUAUGUUCAAGACUUUGUUAGCUGGGGAGUUGCUACUCUUAUUGUCACUAUUCUUAUGACUCUCACUGUCAUAGCUUUCUGUAUGGGAAAACGUUUUUACAGGUACAGGAGGACAGAAGGGAACCCUUUAACACCAAUUUUACAGGUCUUAAUUGCGGCAAUGAGGAAAAGGAAUCUAUCUUGUCGUUCAAACCCUGCUUUGUUGCAUGAGGUCCCAGAGUCAGAGAGGUCUCAAGGAAGGCUUCUGAGCCACACUAACAGGCUCAGGUUUCUUGACAAGGCUGCAAUAAUUGAAGAGAAACGUAUCGAACAGAAGUACAAUCCAUGGAGAUUAGCAACAGUGACAAGAGUGGAGGAAACAAAACUUGUUCUAAAUAUAAUUCCCAUAUGGCUAACUUCAUUAACAGUUGGAGUAACCGUGGGACAAGGACAGACACUCUUUGUCAAACAAGCAGCCGCUACCAACUUAAAGAUAAGCCACAGUUUCAAAAUCCCACCAGCUUCCAUGGCCUCUGUUACAGCAGUUGGUACCUUAAUAGCUGUCCCAAUAUAUGAUAGGAUUACUGUUCCAAUUAUGAGGAAAUUCACUGGCAAUGAAAGAGGCAUCAGCAUCCUUAGGAGGAUCAGCAUUGGCAUGGCAUUAUCUGUCAUAGUCAUGGUUGUUGCUGCCUUAGUAGAAGGAAAGAGACUAAGAAUGGCUACACAUGAAGUCCUCACUGUAGGGGAAACUAGGCAUGAGACUAUGAGUGUGGUGUGGUUGAUACCCCAAUACUUGAUUCUUGGCGUUGGAGAUUCAUUUUCUCUAGUUGGCUUGCAAGAGUAUUUCUAUAGCCAAGUUCCUGACUCGAUGAGAAGCUUAGGAAUGGCUUUGUAUCUUAGUGUGCUUGGAGUAGGAUUCUUCUUAAGCAGCUUUCUAAUCAUCAUUGUGGACCGUGUCACGGGGAAAACUGGCAAUAGUUGGAUUGGGAAGGACAUAAAUUCAAGUCGUUUGGAUAGGUUUUAUUGGAUGUUGGCUGUGAUUAAUGCUUUGGUUUUGUGUGUCUUUCUCUUGGUGAUAAAAAGGUACACUUAUAAGACCGAUCAGAGAAGAGCUAUUGAAACUGAUUGUUGCAAGAGUGAUGGGGUGGAGAUGGUAGCUUGAUGAGAGCUACUAUGUGUGUGUUUUGGUGGUAGGUGGAGAUGCGGUAACGGGAACAGAUGUUGGGACCGGUAAUUCAAACAUGCUCUUGUACCUCUCACUACUAUAUUUUCAGCUGAACAAAAUGUCGUAGGUUACCCAUAGUAGGGCUAAGUAAAAUAUCCUCUUAAUUAAAUUUCUUAACCGUGGGAAGAAUUCUGCAA
Messenger RNA from Glycine soja, 2016 nucleotides. RefSeq names its product protein NRT1/ PTR FAMILY 5.6-like. Gene Ontology annotation, molecular function: transmembrane transporter activity. Lineage: Eukaryota; Viridiplantae; Streptophyta; Magnoliopsida; Fabales; Fabaceae. The coding region runs from base 35 to 1816 and encodes 593 amino acids. Gene Ontology annotation, biological process: transmembrane transport. The transcript is spliced from 4 exons. The record is from RefSeq and is a predicted model, not a curated record. Gene Ontology annotation, cellular component: membrane.